Molecule: messenger RNA, 1866 nt
Organism: Piliocolobus tephrosceles (Ugandan red Colobus)
Lineage: Eukaryota; Metazoa; Chordata; Mammalia; Primates; Cercopithecidae
Gene: HMGN5
Product: high mobility group nucleosome binding domain 5
Exons: 7
Coding region: 423-1286 (287 amino acids)
Biological process (GO): chromatin organization
Cellular component (GO): chromatin; nucleus
Molecular function (GO): nucleosomal DNA binding
Source: RefSeq, a predicted model, not a curated record
UAAGCGCUGCAGUUCCAGCCCAAAACCCCGGAAGGAACAGGCUGUUUGCAUCAAUUCUAUUUUUUUUUUUUUUUUUUAAUAGGGAAUCUCGAAUAGCACCGCGAGAUCUGUUGAAACAUUGAUUUUUGACUAUUCCUUCCCUGAGAAGAGGGCGAGGAGAAGAAGAAAGAAAAAGGAGAACUGAAUUGAAUUAGAUUAGCAUGAAAGACCUUUUCACGCGGAGACUAAAAGUGCUGCGCAUAACUUCCUGCUCAGAAAUGUAUGCAAAUAAGAAGACAGAUCCUGAAAGAGCAAGCUAGAGAAGAGUACAGGUCGUGCUGCAAUUAGUUCAUUGAAAACUCAUUUGCUCUUGGAGCAGUCAGGCAGUGACUGCCUUCGGCUUUUUUUCUGCUGACUAAGAUCUCCUAUAGAGAGCUACAACAAUGCCCAAAAGAAAGGCUGCAGGUCAAGGUGAUAUGAGGCAGGAGCCAAAGAGAAGAUCUGCCAGAUUGUCUGCUAUGCGUGUACCCUUUACACCAGAGGUAACGCCUAAAAGAACAUCAAGUUCAAGGAAAAUGAAGACAAGAAGUGAUAUGAUGGAAGAAAACAUAGAUAAAAGUGCCCAAGCAGUUGCUGAAACCAAGCAAGAAGCAGUUGUUGAAGAAGACUACAAUGAAAAUGCUAAAAAUGGAGAAGCCAAAAUUACAGAGGCGCCAGCUUCUGAAAAAGAAAUUGUGGAAGUAAAAGAAGAAAAUACUGAAGAUGCCACAGAGAAGGGAGGAGAAAAGAAAGAAGCAGUAGCAGCAGAAGUAAAAAAUGAAAAAGAAGAUCAGAAAGAAGAUGAAGAAGAUCAAAACAAAGAAGAGAAAGGGGAAGCUGGAAAAGAAGACAAGGAUGAAGAAGGGAAAGAAGAUGGAAAAGAGGAUAAAAAUGGAAAUGAGAAAGGAAAAGAUGGAAAAGAGGAAGAUGCAAAAGAGAAAGAAGAUGGAAAAAAAGGUGAAGACGGAAAAGGAAAUGGAGAAGAUGGAAAAGAGAAAGGAGAAGGUGAAAAAGAGGAAGAAGAUAGAAAAGAAACAGGAGAUAGAAAAGCGAAUGAAGAUGGAAAAGAGAAGGGAGAUAAAAAGGAAGAGAAAGAUGUAAAAGUCAAAGAAGAUGAAAAAGAGAGAGAAGAUGGAAAAGAAGAUGAAGGUGGAAAUGAGGAAGAAGCUGGAAAAGAGAAAGAAGAUGAAAAAGAAGAAGAAGGAAAAGAGAAAGAUGAGAUCAAAGAAGAAGAUGGAAAAAUAGAGGAGCCGCAGAGUAUUGUUUAAAACUGCCCUAUAUAGUUUCAUAAUUUGUUAAUGUGUACCUUCAUGUUGUAAAGUUAAUAGAGAUAAAUAUUUUUAUCAAAAAUUUUAUAAACACAGUCUUUCUUUAGCAUUGAUUUAAUUUCAGAACAUCUUCAUAUUGAUUAUUAGCCAUGAAGUUUCUCACAUGAAACAUUUAUCUAUAAAUUUUGUGAUUAUAGUAGUGGAAUAUAUAGAGAAAAAUAUGCUUUCAACUUUGCGAGUGAAUUUCGUGUUGUGUAAGUUAUGUGUCAAAUCUUUGAAUUUUAAUUUUACUCUUUUAUAUGUGUGAUAAUUUCAUAAAGUGAGGGAUCCCAAAAAAAAGAGUUGCAUCCAACGUUAUUGUUCUCUAGGAUGCUUUUAUAAAGAAGGUGAACUAUUUUCAUGUAAUGCUAAGAGUUAAACUUAUCUUUCCCAAAUAUAACUUUAUUAUUAGCUUGGGAAAAAUGAAAUUGUAUUUGCAUUUUUAAAAUAAAUACAUAUGUUUAUUUCAGAAGGGCAGUUUUGAUUAUAUGUGAAUGCACAAAUUUUACUGGAUUUAUCUUAAUAAAAAGACUGAUGAUGA